AUGCAGUUCCCCGAUCUUCACACCCAACUCCCUCGAAGCUUGCACACCCACACGGCGAUUUUACUUCAUGGCAGGGGAAGCGAUGGCCCAGAAUUUGCCGAAGAACUAUUUUCCUCCGUGACUUCACAGGGCAGAAACUUGCCAGACAGCCUACCAAAUUUUCGCUGGGUCUUUCCCAGUUCCGGUGAACGAUGGAGUGCAAGAUUCGAAGGAGAUAUGCCGUCUUGGUUUGAUGCAUACUCCCUUACUGAUAUCGGAGAAAAACAAGAACUGCAAGUGGACGGCCUCAGAGAAUCAGUGCUUUAUAUCCUGGAAUUAUUAGACCGUGAGAUUGAACAAGUCGGUGGGGAUCCUCGUCGUGUUUAUCUCGGGGGCAUCAGCCAGGGUAUGGCGACUACCCUAUGGACAUUGUUUUGCGCCCCAGGAAGGUUUCAAGGUCCACUUGGUGGGAUUUUGGGCUUCUGUGGAUCUUUGCCUUUUGCUGGACAAGUAGAGGAUCUUAUUCUAGGGUCUACAAAUAUUCCUAGCAUGUUGGAUGUUUCUAGCAAACAACGCCAAGCGUCUCGGUUAUUUUUGGAUGUCAUUGCUGGCCCCAUCACGCCGCAGAUCAAUGAGAAUACCGACUUAUCCGUGUUAUCGACUGCAGCGUUUCUGAGCCAUGGCUCUGAUGACAGCUGA
Penicillium odoratum is the source of this 678-nucleotide messenger RNA. RefSeq lists its product as uncharacterized. Bases 1 to 678 code for a protein of 225 amino acids. The record is from RefSeq and is a predicted model, not a curated record. Gene Ontology annotation, cellular component: cytoplasm. Gene Ontology annotation, biological process: protein depalmitoylation. Gene Ontology annotation, molecular function: carboxylic ester hydrolase activity; palmitoyl-(protein) hydrolase activity. NCBI's taxonomy places the organism in Eukaryota, Fungi, Ascomycota, Eurotiomycetes, Eurotiales, Aspergillaceae. The transcript has a single exon.